Molecule: messenger RNA, 4433 nt
Organism: Tupaia belangeri chinensis (Chinese tree shrew)
Lineage: Eukaryota; Metazoa; Chordata; Mammalia; Scandentia; Tupaiidae
Gene: MAP3K11
Product: mitogen-activated protein kinase kinase kinase 11
Biological process (GO): positive regulation of apoptotic process; microtubule-based process; protein phosphorylation
Cellular component (GO): centrosome
Molecular function (GO): JUN kinase kinase kinase activity; ATP binding; protein binding
Source: RefSeq, a predicted model, not a curated record
AAAAGGAAAACCUGACGGCAUGAAUGCGCAAGCGCCGAGAGGUGGAGGAACGAAGAGACGCAGGAGUGCCCUUUAGGCUUGCGCAGAGUCCGGAUCUGAGAAUCCAAAAAGUAGGAGAGUUUCGGCGCAUGCGUAAACCCAGGCGUUGCCAGGAUAGACACCAUUGGGUGGAACGAAAGGGAUAAUUGAAUAGACAUUGGGUAGCGGCAUAGUAGUUGGCGUAAAGCUCAUCCAAUGAGUUUCAGGAGGCGGGGAAAAAAAAUGGAGGCGUGACUCCCCAGGAGUGCAGCCAGAGUUCUGCACAACCGGAGCACGCCCGCUUGGCCCUCCCCUUUUCGUGAAGAACCUCUAACGUCAGGAGAGUCUCUCGCCCCGGGCUGCCUCUACUUCCGGGUCAGAGCUCAGACCGAGUAAGUAGAGAACAACCCUCCGGAAUAGGCAGGAAUAGUCGAAAAAGGAUAGCGUCGUUUUUCUUAAAGUGACAGGCUCAAGGCAAUUGGGGUCAACCCGAUCCUGAAGUUGAGGGCGACUUAGCUAUUCUGAAUCCAAUCCUAGGCAGAGUUUUGGACAAAAGUCUCAGGUUUAGCCUACUGGAGAAAGGCCAUGAAGAAGCGGAUUCUUUCCCAGGUGAGGGGAAGAAGUGAGUCUUAGACAACCCGUUCCAAGAAUAUGAGAUGGCUUGAGUCAGUUUGUCUGUUCUCCAGUCUUCCCCACACCCACCCCACUGACUGCAAAGCAGAGAGCUUCUUGCCCCGUUUCAUUUAUGAAAAGACUGAAGGUCAGAGAGGAUGGAUCAGAGUCUCAACUUCAUCGCCAAGACCACUCAGGAGGGAGAAGAGCGGAAAAAAAGUGAAACUCCACCCUCCACCUCUGCCUCCCGCCCCCGGGGCCAAAGUACAAAGGGAGGAGGAAGAAGGGAACAGGGUCGGAGCCGUCGGGGCCAAAGGAGCCGGAGCCAGGAAGAGGCAGCCUCGGCCCAGCGGGGGACGCUCCCUCCACCCCCUGCGGAAAAAGACCCAACCAGAGUCCAGACGCUGCCCCACCUUACCCUUGGCUAGAGCUGGAGCCAGGCUCCCAGGACUGCUACAAGACCCAGGAACGCUUGGGCCCCUCCAAGUCGACCAUGGUGAGGCGCCGGAGGCCCCAGGGCCCCACCCCUCCAGCCUGACCACUCUGCCCUGGGUGCCCUCCUCCAGAAGCCCGAGAUGCGGGGGGCCGGGAGACAACACUCCUGGCUCCCCAGAGAGGCGUGGGUCUGGGACUAAGGGCCAGGACCGGGAUGCCCAGGUUCCAGGACUAGGACCUCGGCAACCAACGGGGGUAGGGACCACGGGCACCAAGAGAAGGUCCCACACACACCCCAGUACCAGCUCCUGGCAAUGGAGCCCUUGAAGAACCUCUUCCUCAAGAGCCCUCUGGGAUCAUGGAAUGGCAGUGGCAGCGGGGGCGGUGGGAGUGGUGGUGGAGGCCGCCCAGAGGGGUCCCCGAAGACAGCGGCUUACGCUAACCCGGUAUGGACAGCCCUGUUUGACUACGAGCCCAAUGGGCAGGAUGAACUGGCUCUGCGGAAGGGCGACCGUGUGGAGGUGCUGUCCCGGGAUGCAGCCAUCUCAGGAGAUGAGGGCUGGUGGGCGGGCCAGGUGGGUGGCCAGGUGGGCAUCUUUCCAUCCAACUAUGUGUCUCGGGGUGGUGGCCCGCCCCCCUGCGAGGUGGCCAGCUUCCAGGAGCUCCGGUUGGAGGAGGUGAUUGGCAUUGGUGGCUUCGGCAAGGUCUACCGUGGCAGCUGGCGAGGUGAGCUGGUGGCUGUGAAGGCAGCUCGCCAGGACCCUGACGAGGACAUCAGUGUGACAGCUGAGAGCGUUCGCCAGGAGGCCCGGCUUUUUGCCAUGCUUGCGCACCCCAACAUCAUUGCCCUCAAGGCUGUGUGCCUGGAGGAGCCCAACCUGUGCCUGGUGAUGGAGUAUGCAGCAGGUGGGCCUCUCAGCCGUGCCCUGGCUGGGCGGCGUGUGCCUCCUCAUGUGCUGGUCAACUGGGCUGUGCAGAUUGCCCGUGGGAUGCACUACCUGCACUGCGAGGCCCUGGUGCCCGUCAUUCACCGCGACCUCAAAUCCAACAACAUUCUGCUGCUACAGCCCAUCGAGGGUGAUGACAUGGAGCACAAGACCCUGAAGAUCACUGACUUUGGCCUGGCCCGAGAAUGGCACAAAACCACGCAAAUGAGUGCUGCAGGCACUUACGCCUGGAUGGCUCCUGAGGUUAUCAAGGCCUCCACCUUCUCUAAGGGCAGCGAUGUCUGGAGCUUUGGGGUGCUACUAUGGGAACUACUGACUGGGGAGGUACCCUACCGUGGCAUCGACUGCCUUGCUGUGGCCUAUGGUGUGGCUGUUAACAAGCUGACACUGCCCAUCCCAUCCACAUGCCCAGAGCCCUUUGCACAACUCAUGGCCGAUUGCUGGGCACAGGACCCCCACCGCAGGCCCGACUUCGCUUCCAUCCUGCAGCAGCUGGAGGCACUAGAGGCACAGGUCUUGCGGGAAAUGCCGCGGGACUCCUUCCAUUCCAUGCAGGAAGGCUGGAAACGUGAGAUCCAGGGCCUCUUUGACGAGCUGCGGGCAAAGGAAAAGGAACUACUGAGCCGCGAAGAAGAGCUGACGCGCGCGGCGCGCGAGCAGAGGUCACAAGCAGAGCAACUGCGGCGGCGGGAGCACCUGUUAGCCCAGUGGGAGCUAGAGGUGUUUGAGCGCGAGCUAACGUUGCUGCUGCAGCAGGUGGACCGCGAGCGGCCGCACGCCCCCUGCAAGCGCAGCAAGCCCCGGGCCCGGGACGGCGGGGAGCGCAUCAGCAUGCCACUCGACUUCAAGCACCGCAUCACCGUGCAAGCCUCACCAGGCCUUGACCGGAGGAGAAACGUCUUCGAGGUUGGGGCUGGGGACUCGCCCACCUUCCCUCGGUUCCGGGCCAUCCAGUUGGAGCCUGCUGAGCAGGGCCAGGCAUGGGGCCGCCAAUCCCCCCGACGUCUGGAGGACUCGAGCAAUGGAGAGAGGCGAGCAUGCUGGGCCUGGGGUCCCAGUUCCCCCAAGCCUGGAGAAGCCCAGAAUGGGAGGAGACGGUCCCGCAUGGACGAAGCCACGUGGUACCUGGACUCAGAUGAUUCAUCCCCCCUAGGAUCUCCUUCCACACCCCCAACACUCAAUGGCGACCCCCCAAGACCCAACCCAGAGCCCGAGGAGCCACGGCGGCCAGGCCCAGCAGAGCGAGGUGGUAGCAGCUCCGGAACGCCCAAGCUGAUCCAGCGUGCACUGCUGCGUGGCACUGCCCUGCUCGCCUCACUGGGCCUAGGUCGCGACCUGCAGCCUCCAGUGGGCCUGAGCCGCGAGCGGGGGGAGCCCCCACCGACACCCCCCGCUCCAGUGCCCACGCCAUGUCCAGCCGAGCCAGCUCCCUCUCCACUGAUCCACUUGACACCCAAGACCCCUGAUGCCCGUGUCCCGCUCACCCAUGCACCCCUGCUGCUGGACCUGGGUAGCCCCGCAGGACAGCCGUCAGCCAAGAGCCCCCGGCGAGAGGAAGAGACGCGCGGUGGCACUGUCUCACCCCCGCCAGGGGUAUCACGCUCCGCUCCCGGCACCCCAGGCACCCCUCGCUCACCACCCCUGGGCCUCAUCAGCAGACCUCGGCCCUCACCCCUUCGCAACCGCAUCGACCCAUGGAGCUUCGUGUCAGCCGGGCCACGGCCCUCACCUCUGCCUUCACCACAGCCUGCGCCCCGCCGGGCACCCUGGACCUUAUUCCCAGACUCAGACCCUUUCUGGGACUCCCCACCUGCCAACCCCUUCCAGGGGCCCCCCCAGGACUGCAGGGUGCAGACCAAAGACAUAGGUGCCCAGGCCCCAUGGGCACCAGAGGCAGGGCCUUGAGGGCCAGGCCACUCCCCCCAUGCUCCAGCUGCCUUAGAGCCACAGCAUACACUGGAACAGAAGCUGGGCAAGCCUCUAGCUGCCUUGGUUUCCCCCAGGGAUCCCACCCCCUUUGGGGGUCAGGAACACUACACUGCACAGGAAGCCUUCACACUGGAUGAGGGGGCCUGCACUCCACACCUCCAACCUGUAGGUCCCCCCGACUUCCCUGCCCCCAUGGGGCCUGACACUGUACCCAGCUGGUUGGGAGGACCAGAGCCUGUCUCAGGGAAUUGCCCCCCAGGGCUGGUGCAGGGAGGAGGGGAGGUGCAGGGGAGAGGGGCCAGCCUCAGCUGUCACCAGCACUUUUGACCAAGUUCUGCUACUGUGGCCCCUGCCCCAGGACUUACUGCCUAGAUCCCCUGGCCCUGGGAGUCAUCUGGGGCUGGGGCUCUCUGGGUACCUUCCUGCCACCCUGGCCAGGGUUGGGGCCUUAGCCUCGGGAUCUAAUGAAGCCAAAUAAACUUGGAAGCUGUC